This is a messenger RNA of Wallemia ichthyophaga EXF-994, 813 nucleotides long. Its product is annotated as Secretory carrier-associated membrane protein 5. Gene Ontology annotation, cellular component: recycling endosome membrane; trans-Golgi network membrane. The transcript has a single exon. Gene Ontology annotation, biological process: protein transport. Lineage: Eukaryota; Fungi; Basidiomycota; Wallemiomycetes; Wallemiales; Wallemiaceae. The record is from RefSeq and is a predicted model, not a curated record. Bases 1 to 813 code for a protein of 270 amino acids.
AUGACAUCUCCCACUCCCCAGAAUCCUUUCAUCGACGACGACGGUGAUAAUCCUUUCAGCGAGACUCACGCACUCAACAAGCAAUUCGACGAUGACGACAAUCUCGAAACCCCCACUCAGUCGCACACUUUCACCUACCCCACCACAUCCGCAGACCACCGAGAGGAGGAUUUGGCGAGGAGAGAGGCUGAUAUCCAUCUCCGAGAGAGCCGCAUGAAGCAAUUCGGCAGGAACAAUUGGCCCCGAUUCUAUCCCCUCAUAUACUGGGAUAUCCGCGAAGAAAUCCCCUUGGAACACCGUUCAACUACUCUUCUUGCUUACAGGCUUUGGCUGUUCCUAAUUGCUGUAUUCGCUAUCAACUGGGUUGGCUGCCUCCUCCUUAUCCAGGGCGACGGCUUUGAAAGUCUGGCUGCUGCCAGCGGUUAUCUCUUCAUUAUACCCAUCUCCUUCUUGCUCUGGUUGAGACCUCUCUACAAUGCCCUGAUGAAAGGCCACGCUUUUUACUACCUCGUCUACCUCUUUUUCGGCGGCUGUCAUCUCGCUUUCUCCGUCUACGUCCUGAUCGGUAUACCAAACACAGGCGGUUUUGGCAUCGUCAACACUAUACGCGCCUUGGCGUCCGGAAAGAUAGCCUCUGGUGUUUUGGGCGUCGUCAGCAGUGUUGGAUGGGCAAUACAAGGUCUCGGUUUCUGCUGGGUGUACUUGCAAGUCUACAAGCAGUACAAGCAGAAAGGAUUGACUAUCGACGCUGCCAAGUCGGAAGUCACCGCUCAUGGCUUUAGAGCGUAUUUCUCGCGCAAUUCCAACAUAUAA